AGCGACGGACAUGUUUCCUUCCCAGGAUCUUACAGCAUGAAGAAGGAGCAAGUUGUCCACUGUCAGUUCUCUGUUUGGUAUCCGAUAUUUAAGAAGCACACGAUAAAAAGUCUGAUCCUUCCACUGCCUCAGAAUGUAAUAGACUAUUUACUGGACGAUGGGACACUGGUAAUCUCUGGAAGUGAUCACAACUCCCAGCCGAUACAGACCAACAACAGCGAGUCAGAUGCUGAGGAAGACGUACAGUGGUCGGAUGAUGAGACGACAGCGAUAGCCACUGCUCCCGAAUUCCCGGAAUUCGCUUCUACAGUGCUGGAGGCCAUCAACGCCCUGGGUGGGUGUGUCUUCCCCAAACUCAACUGGAGCGCUCCGCGGGACGCCAACUGGAUCGCUCUGAACAGCUCGCUGGAGUGCCGCAGCCUCGGCGACGUCUUCCUGCUCUUCAAAAGCUCCGACUUCAUCACGCACGACCUCACGCAGGCGUUCCUCCAGUGCAGCGACCAGGACUCUCCAGAUCCAGUCAUCAGUUACGAGCUGGUGUUGAGGAAGUGGGCGGAGCUAAUUCCCGGCGGAGAGUUUCGCUGCUUCGUCAAAGAAAACAAACUGAUUGCCGUCUCCCAGAGGGACCACACGCAGUACUACCAGCACAUCCUGAAGCAGGAGCAGCACAUCUCCCAGGCCAUCCAGGACUUCUUCAGCCAGCACGUUCAGUACCGCUUCCUGGACGAAGACUUUGUGUUUGACGUGUACAGAGACAGCCAGGGCAGGGUGUGGCUCAUCGACCUGAACCCAUUCGGAGAGGUGACCGACUCGCUGCUGUUCAGCUGGGACGAGCUGAUGUCUGGAGAAGUCGUCGACCAUCAGCAGCAGGUCAGCAAACCCGGUUUUUACCCAAAGCGCACUGCUUUCGCGACCCGACGCGGAUCCCUCCGUGACGGCUGGUUUGUGUGGCAGGACGGCCCGGCGUUCCGCUACACCACCAGCGAGGUGACGGUGCAGCCCAGUCCGUGUCUGAGCUACAGAAUACCGCGGGACUUCGUGGACCUGUCCGCCGGAGAGGACGCCUACAAGCUCAUCGACUUUCUGAAACUGACGAAGAGCCAGCAGGAGGAAUCCGAAGAGGAGGAGGAGAAUCCUCCCCAGUGAUGUCAGCUUUUUGUAUAACGUGUGUGAAGAGACUCGUUUCCCCGCUGUCAAUUAUUUUUACACCGUUUUCUUGUCCUCACGCUGUUCUGUACCACGUCUUCUGAACCGAGUCACAGCUGAGAAACAGAACUUACGUUACCGAAUCAUGCUAGCAACUCCUGGAGAUCAUAUUUUCCUGUCAGGUUUUUCCCCUCCUCUGUAACUGCGGAGGGUCUGACUUGCCUGCUUUUAGAUAUAGAAAUAAGUGCAUGUAGAAGUUAUGAACAGUUAAUGUGGAAAAAUGUAGGACGCCCCAAUAAACAUUGACUUCUUCACAUAUUUGAUUUUUUUGUUAUCUCUGGGAGAGAAAGUGAUUUUCAUGGGCAUAAACAUUAAAAAUUAAUGUCUUAAAAUCUUGUUUUACUCGUUAUAUAUGUACUUCUUAGGUAAGUUAGGACACCCCUAUGAGAUGCACAUUUGACUUGGCCCAGAAAGUUUUCUUUUAUUAUUAUUCUUUGUUUUUAUUCAUGCUAGCAUUUUAGACAUAUCUCUCCAAAGAACAUGUCCAAACAAUUAGGAAAUGGUAUGCCUUUCUUUUAAAAAAACAACAACAAUUGGCCAGUUUGUCAAAUAAUAUAGUAAUUUAUGGAAACUAAGUACGCUAAAUGUUCUCAGAGUUAGCAAAAAGAGUUGAAUGCUAAAAUUUUCAUACCUGUCAAGUGUCCUGUUUUGGCCGGGAAACUCCCGUUUUUUACUCCCCUUUCCUGCUGUGCUCCAGUAUUAUCAUAACCCCCUGCACCUCGCCACUGACAUUACUUUCCAACUGACUGUGACAGUAGCACCGUAUUCUCAGUCCAAAUCUUGACAGGUAUGCGCUAAGUUAGCUCAGCUAUUAGCAGAAGUGUUCCCACCUCUGUGUCAUUUUUUGACUACUUCAUGGCAAUAAUUUAGGGGGAGCUAAGUGCGCUAAAUGUUUCCAGACUUAGCAAAAGUGCUAAAUGCUAAAUUAGCUCUGUUAUAUGUGGAUUCGGGGAAGUGUGUCCCAGUCUGCCAAAAAGGAACCGUAACUGAUUAUUUCUCAGCUUUUGAUGAUUUUAAAAUGAUUUGGAACUA
Messenger RNA from Xiphophorus maculatus (southern platyfish), 2238 nucleotides. RefSeq names its product cell division cycle 123 (gene cdc123). Lineage: Eukaryota; Metazoa; Chordata; Actinopteri; Cyprinodontiformes; Poeciliidae. Gene Ontology annotation, cellular component: cytoplasm. The transcript is spliced from 12 exons. The record is from RefSeq and is a predicted model, not a curated record. Bases 37 to 1146 code for a protein of 369 amino acids.